Molecule: messenger RNA, 1413 nt
Organism: Protopolystoma xenopodis
Lineage: Eukaryota; Metazoa; Platyhelminthes; Monogenea; Polystomatidea; Polystomatidae
Source: the annotation of a GenBank genome assembly
AUGGGCCUAUCUGAUAAUGCGAUCAAGGCCUCACCAGAAAGUUCCGAUAUUGCCACUUCUGGUAACAGCUGUCUACCGCCAAAGCCAUCGGUUAGCAGCCCCACGUCGAUAUUGCUAAACUUGAACGCGUCCGCUCUUUCUCCUGGAAAUCCUCUUAUCCCACUGUUGCCAUCCGCGUCCGCCGCUGCCACUGUUACAGCCACUGGUCUCUCUUCCACUACUCCGCUCUCCAUACCAUUGCCGAUGUUGAACACCCUAUCAGGCAUAGUAGGGGGUGUAACAGGAGUCUCGAUAUCUCUUCGGAAGGAUGUAAAAAAGGAGCCAGAUCUCCAUCUGAUGGACUCGUUGCGUGCCUUAGAUUCAGACGAGGCGCCGAGCUCGUGUAUACAGAAUGCGUUGAUAAAUCAUCAUCGGGUUGAUUCCAAAAGAAAUAGUCUGGAGGCUGAUGAGAUUGAUGAGGUAGAGGAGAUGGAUGAGGUAGAGGAGAUAAAUGAGGUAGAGGAGAUGGAUGAGGCAGAUCAUUGCACAAAAAUGGAUUCCACACUCGAGGAAGACCAGGAAGAGCUGGAAUCUGGUCUGGUCAUCUCUAAUUCCAUAAAUGAUUCUGAAAAAAACGAGCCAGACCACGAGAUGAACAAAGAUAAAGAAGAAGGCAAAUUAGUCGGAGAUGACAAUACUUCUAAUGCUUUCGCAUUAAUCCAGGAGGCAAGCGAGGAUGACCGGCUUGAACUUGAUGUGAAUACUCGCCCUUCACUCGAUAUGGCUGGUAUGACUAUCAUGGACAAGGCUUUAGAUUCGUCUGUCACACAAACUGGACAGCAGGACAGAUUCAAUGAUGUGGAAGCUGAAAACUGUUGCGAGACCCUAUUCAUGGCUGGCUACAUAAGCUCUGGUAUUACAGUUGCUCCUUCUUCGCCGCCGACCCUACAAGUACAUCUUGCUCCUCGUAAAGAGAGAAGAGAACAGGAUAAAGAUAAAAGUUCAGUUAAAGAUGAUGUACCGAAAAAAGACGUCACUUUUGAGGGGGGGGAUCUGGCGAGAAAGCUGGUCAUGAACGAGGAGAGGGCAGAGGAAGAUACGGAGGAGGAGGAGCAUGAGAAUGAAAAUGGGUGUAUGGAAGCGGUAGAUGAAGAUGAAGAUGAGGAAGGCGAGGCAGAAAUUACGGUUUUGCGUGAGAAUCGGAAAAAGGAGGAGCGUAGGAAAGAAAAAGAAGGCAGAGAGCCAGAGAAGAACAGGAAUAAAGAAAAAAAUGGAAAUGAUAAAGAUUCCUCAUCAAGUGCUAUCUCGGAUAUUACCAAGCGGACUGCUGUUAAAAUGGUUGCUAGUUCAUCCGGCCCGAAUACUGGGGGUGGACUUAAGGUGGUACUCAAAACUUUGAAAGAUGGGGCUAAAACGGCCCAAGAAGCCAAGUAA